CCACUUGUCGAAUCGACUGGACGACUCUGAUUUGUUGACAUGGCUAUGAUCUUUUUGAGCUAUUUUCUGCAGAAAGAGAGUAUGGUGCGAGGAGACAAGGCGAACCAGCUGGAGCAGUCUAGCAAACGACAAAAACUGGUGAAAAGAAGCCAUGGCAGAAACUGGAAAGGGAGGAGAAAGCCAAGCCCAGUCGUUUCUGCGAAUUUUGACUUUAAUUUGACUCACAAUGAAUAAUACCUACUGCGUUGAGGGAGUUAAAUUUGAUACGUGGCACGUUUAUAACCAUACGUUAAUGGAAAUUAAAUCUGAAUUUAACUUAACUAACACCUAAACUGUGUAUAUAUAUAUAUAUAUAUUGAUCAUAUAUAUACAUAUCAAUCUUGAAGAAGCUAUAUACAUAUACAUGUACACACACAAUGUAUAGCUAUAGCUAAUCAUCAAGCUGCAGCUUGCCUGUGUAAUAUAUUGGGAAUUGAGAGCAGAUCACGGUGGUUGUGUAAGGGCAAAAUGAACAGCGUCGCUAAUAAGGUUGCGGUGAUUGGAAGUGGAAUCGUGUCGAACGAUACAGUUUCAGGAGCAGUUUGUGCCUCAGCGCUUGCAAAGAAUGGUGUGUCUGUCUCCGUCUUCGAGCUUGGUAGAGGACCGGGUGGUCGUAUGUCGCAGAGAAGGGAAAAUACUGGAGAUGGAAAUGAACUGCUGUUUGAUCAUGGUGCUCCAUUUUUCACUGUCGCCAAUCCUGACGUUUUGGCUCUGGUUCAUGAAUGGGAAUCCCGAGGUCUCGUGGCUCCGUGGAAAGAAAAUUUUGCCACCUUUGAUUGUACCACCAAGAAAUUUGUUGACAUCCACCAGGUUCUCAUCUAGUCUUAAUAUUGCUCUUCUGGGUGCAUCUUUGCGAAAUUGACUAUCCUGCUCUCACUCUUGACAUUGCGCUCUCUGCCACAUAUUAUUUCUAUAUCUUGGUUAAUGGGCAACAUUCUUUUCUUUUUGGUUUAUGAUAACAAAAGGUUGCCAUGAGCAGAUUCGGAAAAUUGCUUUUUCUCUUAUUCUGUAAUCAGCUGGGCUUGACAAUAAAAAUCUCUCUGCCAUCCAUCUUAUUGCUGGAUAAUGCAUUUGAAAUCUACAAACAGAAUAAUAGAAUAAGUUGCAUUGUUGCUGAGAAUUAGUUAGAUUAAGAAUUGAUGAAUAUAGGUGGUAGAUUAGUAAAUGUAAAAGAUAUAAGUGGGAUGAAUGAAGGAAGCCUCUCCCUUUUGUUUCUCUCUAUCUCUUUCUUUUUUUAUAUCUAUUUUAACUAAAGUUUGGUCGCAUCUUUGCAGCACAUACAAGUUUUACUUGUAUCAAGCACAUUGGCCAUAUCUUGGAUUUAAAUGUUUAAAUCUCUGUGAUUUCCGUUCCAUGUAUCUUAACUGGGUGGGCCAGACCACAGAAUUGCACCACUGUCCGUUUUAAUCUUCCAACUGAAA
This is a messenger RNA of Carica papaya (papaya), 1460 nucleotides long. NCBI's taxonomy places the organism in Eukaryota, Viridiplantae, Streptophyta, Magnoliopsida, Brassicales, Caricaceae. The record is from RefSeq and is a predicted model, not a curated record.